This is a messenger RNA of Saprolegnia diclina VS20, 390 nucleotides long. RefSeq lists its product as hypothetical. The transcript has a single exon. The coding region runs from base 23 to 298 and encodes 91 amino acids. The record is from RefSeq and is a predicted model, not a curated record. Lineage: Eukaryota; Oomycota; Saprolegniomycetes; Saprolegniales; Saprolegniaceae.
GCCAACAUCACUUGACGAUUACAUGCCGAGCGACGUCGCCCGCCGCCGCCGAAGCCCGCUCACGCCCGAGCAGCAAGAGCAGAGCCGGCAACGCUCGCGGCUCUACUACCUCAAGCACAAGGAAAAGGUCAUUGCCAAGGCCAAAGCGCGCUACGACGACAACCGCGACGACGAGCGCGCGCGCCGGCGCGAGGUCUACGCGAUCAAGAAGGCACGCCAGUCGAGCCCCGAGUCGUGUGCGGCCGAGGUCAUUCGAGAGCCAAGUAAUGCGCUCUCGAUCCAAUUUCUCCUCAACUAGCGUCGUCACCAAUCUUCUCCGUUGCGUACUGUGGUGUCGGGCGCUUUUUGAUACCAGUAUUAAUCAUGUAAAUGUUACUUGUCCAUCCAAUA